CAGGGAAAGACUCGGCGCACUCACCGCUGGAUGACAGCCACUCUAUGGUAUCUGCCGAAGAUGGCGGCGCCCAUGGUCUCCGCACCGGGGAGGUUGCAGGCGUUGGUAAGAAGAACAGAAAGCUCGCUACUGGCACAUGUUCAGAGCCGCUCCGUUCAGACCACGUCUGUCUGCCUAAAGAACCGAGCUGCCCGAGUGCGAGUGGGUAAAGGAGACAAGCCUGUGACAUAUGAAGGGGCGCAUCCUCCGCAUUACAUUGCUCACAGAAAAGGCUGGCUGUCUCAGCACACAAGUAAUUUGGAUGGAGAGGGAGGAGCAGCAGAACGCACUGUAGAAGACGUCUUCAUCCGCAGGUUUAUAUUUGGCACGUUCCAUGGAUGCCUGGCUAACGAGAUUGUGAUUAAGCGCCGCGCCAAUCUCCUAAUCAUCUGUGCUAUCUUUAUCCGCAAAUUGCCUGCACAGAAGUUCUACUUCCUGAUUGGCUACACAGAAACACUUCUCUCUGUUUUGUACAAAUGUCCUGUCAAAAUGGAGGUGCAGACGGUGGAGGAGAAGGUCAUCUAUAAAUACCUGUAAUAGGCAGGCAAUGACUGGGGGGGCAUGGUUUUCCCUGGGAACUUGCACUGACUGUGCCUUGUAUGUUGCAGGUGAAUACAGAAUCACAGGUAUUGGGGAUAAAAUGCUUUAUAUUGCAGCAGAAUUGUACAUUGUGUGCAGCAGAAACGGGAAGCUGUGGCGUUGUGCCUCCAGCUACUGUCAGGAUGAGGAACUCUGAAAGCCCAACAUGUAAAGCUGUUAAAGUAAAAAAAAUAAAAA
Xenopus tropicalis (tropical clawed frog) is the source of this 816-nucleotide messenger RNA. It is a transcript of the gene mrps24, whose product is annotated as mitochondrial ribosomal protein S24. Gene Ontology annotation, cellular component: mitochondrion. Lineage: Eukaryota; Metazoa; Chordata; Amphibia; Anura; Pipidae. The record is from RefSeq and is marked provisional.